AUGGAAUCUACUACAACCUCUUCUCUCGAACAUUUACUCCCGCAAAAUUUUAAAGACGAUAUCAAAGCAUGGUUAAAAGAGGAUAUCCCCUCUUUCGACUAUGGAGGUUACGUUGUCGGCGAUGAUGUUAAAAUUGCUUCUUUGUUAGGCAAAACACCCGGUGUGCUAGCCGGUGUUCCAUUCUUUAAUGAACUAUUUAGACAAUUAAAUUGCAGAGUCGAUUGGUUUCUCAAAGAAGGAGAGUUUUUUCAACCAGUCAAGGAAGUUGCACGUGUUCAUGGAAAGGCACGUAAUAUUUUAUUGGGAGAACGUACAGCAUUGAAUAUUAUUGCACGCUGUAGUGGUAUUGCUACCAGAGCUAAAAGAUGUAAUGAUCUAAAAAAAAAGCACGGAUUUCAUGGUGUUAUUGCUGGAACAAGAAAAACUACGCCCGGUUUUCGCUUGGUGGAAAAGUAUGGAAUGUUAGUUGGCGGAGCAGACACACAUCGCGUCGAUUUAUCCUCGAUGGUAAUGUUAAAAGAUAACCAUAUUUGGAGUCAAGGCUCAAUAACACAGGCAGUGAAUCGAGCGCGAGCAGUCAGCGGAUUCUCCCUAAAAGUAGAAGUAGAAUGCCGCACAGAAUCCGAAGCAGAUGAAGCGAUUCUCGCUGGUGCCAAUGUCAUAAUGCUUGACAAUAUGCAAGGCGAGGGAUUGAAAACCGUGGCGAAAUAA
Messenger RNA from Ambispora gerdemannii, 711 nucleotides. The record is from the annotation of a GenBank genome assembly. NCBI's taxonomy places the organism in Eukaryota, Fungi, Glomeromycota, Glomeromycetes, Archaeosporales, Ambisporaceae.